Molecule: messenger RNA, 4874 nt
Organism: Anolis carolinensis (green anole)
Lineage: Eukaryota; Metazoa; Chordata; Lepidosauria; Squamata; Anolidae
Gene: arrb1
Product: arrestin beta 1
Exons: 16
Coding region: 233-1546 (437 amino acids)
Biological process (GO): visual perception; signal transduction; G protein-coupled receptor internalization
Molecular function (GO): G protein-coupled receptor binding
Source: RefSeq, a predicted model, not a curated record
UCAGGAAACCCUUGUUGGAGCAAACACCAGAGCCUGUGCGCUCCAUCCAUGCUGCCGCAGGAGAGAGAGGGCUGGGCGGGCGCACGGCAGCAGCGGCGGCGUGUGAUGCCGGCACAGGAACAAUCGUGCCAGGCGCAGGGUUUCGCCGCGUCCAGCCAAGCCGGGCUCGGCCUUUUUCCUUGUCUCCUCUCGGUUGCUGCCACUGCUGCAGGGUCUGCCGGCCCCGUUUGCCAUGAAAGGGGCCCAUGGGGGGCCCAGAGGCCGAGACGGGGGGCCCACAAAUAGAGCGACGGAAGAGGUCAUGAAGCGAGUCUUCAAGAAGGCCAGUCCCAACGGGAAGCUCACAGUCUACCUUGGAAAGAGGGACUUUGUUGACCACAUAGACGUCGUCGAUCCCGUUGAUGGUGUCGUGUUGGUGGAUCCAGAAUACCUAAAAGAACGUAAAGUUUUCGUCACGCUGACCUGCGCCUUCCGCUACGGCCGCGAGGACCUGGACGUCCUGGGCCUGACCUUCCGGAAGGACCUCUUUGUGGCCAACGUCCAGGCCUUCCCCCCGGUCCCGGAGGAGAAGAAGCCCCUGACGCGGCUCCAGGAGCGGCUGAUUAAGAAGCUGGGAGAGCAGGCCUACCCUUUCACCUUCGAGAUCCCUCCUAACCUUCCCUGUUCGGUGACGUUGCAGCCGGGACCUGAAGAUACAGGAAAGGCUUGCGGUGUUGACUAUGAAGUCAAAGCCUUCUGUGCGGAGAAUCUAGAAGAGAAGAUCCACAAGAGGAACUCUGUGCGCUUGGUGAUCCGCAAAGUGCAGUAUGCACCUGAGCGGCCGGGACCACAACCCAUGGCAGAGACCACCAGGCAGUUCCUCAUGUCCGAUAAACCCCUGCAUUUGGAGGCCUCCCUGGAUAAAGAGAUCUACUACCACGGAGAGCCCAUCAACGUCAACGUCCACGUGACCAAUAACACCAACAAGACGGUGAAGAAGAUCAAAAUCUCAGUACGGCAGUAUGCAGAUAUUUGCCUGUUCAACACAGCGCAGUACAAGUGCCCCGUGGCCGUGGAGGAGGCAGAUGACGUGGUGGCUCCGAGUUCGACGUUCUGCAAAGUCUACACCUUGACCCCGUUCCUGGCCAACAACCGAGAGAAACGCGGCCUGGCCUUAGACGGGAAGCUCAAGCACGAGGACACCAACCUGGCCUCCAGCACACUGUUGAGAGACGGGGCCAACAAGGAGGUCCUGGGCAUCAUCGUCUCCUACAAAGUGAAGGCCAAGCUGGUGGUCUCUCGAGGCGGCCUCCUGGGAGACCUGGCAUCCAGCGACGUGGCUGUGGAGCUGCCCUUCACCCUGAUGCACCCCAAGCCGAAGGAGGAGCCCUUGCACCGAGACGUUCCAGAGAACGAAGCUCCCAUUGACACAAAUCUCAUAGAGCUUGACACAAAUGACGAUGACAUUGUCUUCGAGGACUUUGCGCGGCAGCGGCUGAAGGGCAUGAAGGACGAGAAGGAGGAAGAAGAAGACGGGACGGACUCCCCGCAGCUCAACGACAGAUAAGCCGGAGAGCUUCUCCCAGCGCUCUGCCUCGCUUUCUCUCUUUGGGUCCAUCCACACCAGGCCUGGGCCAACUUGGGCCCUCCGGGUGUUUUGGACUUCAACUCCCACCAUUCCUAACAGCCGUUAGGCUGUUAGGAAUGGUGGGAGUUGAAGUCCAAAACACCCGGAGGGCCCAAGUUGGCCCAGGCCUGGUGUAGACACAAAUUUCUGUCUCUUUCUCUCUCUCAAAACAAUAAAUGAAUUUUUGGCACCACUUUAACUCCCACUGUUCAAUGCUACGGAGCCCUAUGAGUUGUAGUUUUACAAGGUUCUUUUGGCCUUCUCUAUUAGAGUCCUGUAAUAUCUCAUCAAACAAUUACUCCCAUAGCAUCGCGUUAUAGCAAUUAAAAAGGUGCCGAACUGCAUUAUAAUUUAUUAUUUAUUUUAUUUACAUCAUUUAUAUUCCGCCCUUCUCACCCCGAAGGGGACUCAGGGCGGAUCACAUUACAUAUAUUAGGCAAACAUUCAAUGCCUUUUUAACACAGGACAAAGACAAACAACAUAGCUCCGAGCGGGCCUCGAACUUAUGACCUCCUGGUCAGUGGUUCAUUGCAGUUAAUUGCAAUGGCUUGCUCUCCCGUCUGCGCCACAGCCCCGGAACCAUUAAUUCUGCUGUGUAGACCAACUCGCCCUUGGACACGUCCACACACAAUUGUGUGUGCGUUUUAUGUAUGUUGUUGGGAUGUGUGGAACACCACAUGAUGGGGAAAGUGCUUUGCUUUCCAAUUUGGAGUGAAAAAUAUCAGUUUGCAUUGACAGAAGUCAUUCAUGCAAUUCUUCAUCCUAGAUUACACUAUGUAACCAGAUUCGAAACAUUUUCUGUUCCUGGUUUGAAAAAGUUAUUUCCUGUUUCAUUGUGCAGUAGUUACUUUAAAAGUCAUUUUUCUACUCCUGAAACUUUGUUUCUGUGCCUAUAUUGAAUUGCUGGGUGGGUUGCUGUGAGUUUUCCGGGCUGUCUGGCCAUGUUCCAGUAGCAUUCUCUCCUGGCGUUUCACCCACAUCUAUAGCAGGCAUCCUCAGAGGUUGUGAGGUCUGUUUUGAAACUAGACAAGUGGGGUUUAUAUAUCUGUGGAAUGAUGUCCAGGGUGGAGGCAGAUGUCAAUGUUGCAAUCUUGACAUCUUGAUUAGCAUUGAAUAGCCUCGCAGUUUCCAAGCCUGGCUGCUUCCUAGAGGUUCUUGGAUGAUUGUUAAUUUUGUAAUGUUUUUAUAGUUAUGCUACUUUAACCAUGGUUUGUUUAAUCUGUUUUUAGUUUGAUACUUGUGUUUUGAUUGUAUAUUUUAUGAUGUAAAUGCGACUGAUUUGGCUUGUCCCCAUAUAAGCCGCUGCAAGUCCCUCCGGGGAGAUGGUGACGGCAUACAAAAAUAAAGAUUAUUAUUAUUAUUAUUAUUAUUAUUAUUAUUAUUAUUAUUAUUAUUACACAGCAAACAAGAUAGAUAUGCUGGAUUUCAUAUCACAAAAUCACAAGUUGAACUCUUCCCAAGUGUCUAGGACUGUAUUAUUAUUAUUAUUAUUAUUAUUAUUAUUAUUAUUAUUAUUAUUAUUAUUAUAUUCUUGCCUGGGGGAAUCCUUUGUUGGGAGGUGUUAGCUGGACCUGAUCAGCCACCUUGCUUAGCAUUAAAUAGCCUUGCAGCUUCCAAGCUAACACCUCCCAACAAAAGAUUUCCCCCAGGCAGGCUUUGAAGCUACAAGGCUAUUUAAUGCUAAUCAAGGUGGUCAAUUGCAAUAUUCACAGACAAAAAAGUUCUUUCUCCCACCCUGGACAUUAUUCCACAGGUGUAUAUAUAUAAACCCCACUUGCCUAGUUUCCAACAGACCUCACAACUUCUGAGGAUGCCUGCCAUAGAUGUGGGCGAAACGUCAGGAGAGAAUGCUUCUGGAACAUGGCCAUAUAGCCUGGAAAACUCACUGCAACACACCCUGGACAUUCCAUAGAUAUAUAAACCUCACUUGCCUAGAUUCCAACAGACCUCACAACUUCUGAGGAUGCCUACCAUAGAUGUGGGCGAAACGUCAGGAGAGAAUGCUUCUGGAACAUGGCCAGACACCCUGGAAAACUCACAGCAACCUGUGAAAGCCUUCGACAACACAUAUGUUUAAUUAGUUGAGACUUGAUGAGAGAUUUCUUGAGAAAUGACGUGCCUCCCUCCCGCAGAAACAAAGUUUUGUUAGUUUCGUAAACUUUUCCCAUGUUUUGAUGAUAGAACCAAUUAGGAAACAGCAUUUACAACCCAGGAACAAAUAUCAUGUUAUAUAGUGUUACUAGCUGUGCUCAGCCACGCGUUGCUGUGGCGAAGUAUGGUGGUAUGGGAAAUAAAGUAUUGAGGAAUUGGUGGUAGUUAAGGUAAAGGGUGCCCUGGGCUGAGUGGGUUGCUAGGAGACCAAGUGAGUGGAGCUUAGCCUUCUAACUGGCAGCAAUUGGAUAAAAACAAUUAUUUCUCUCCCUCUAAUUAGGACUUUAUUUUUCUUUUCUUCUUGUUGUAUCAACCGAGAGGCAUGGAUGAGGGGUUGUGCUGUCAAUUUUCGAGGUUGUGGUGUGUUUACUUUUGUUGUUUUGUCCACUGCCUUGAUGCCAUCACUCUUUUAUAUAUAUAGAUUGAGUUGGAAUAGAUCCCCCCCAAAAGGGCAUCCAAUCCAACCCCCUUCUGCCAGGCAGGAAGACACCAUUCAAACCUUCCCAACGGAUGGCCAUCCAACCUCAUUAAGGCCUCUUUUAGGCUCAAAAAGUAAGGAAUCGCAUUAGGAGACUUUGUUAUUUCGGUGUAGCAAUGUCUCCUGGGGUAUUAUCUCCGCCGUUAUUUUGUGCCCUUGACUUUUAUGUCAAGCAUUUUGGGGAAUAAUUGGGAAAGAGAAAGAGACACAAAUAGGGCGCAUCUACACUGCAGAGUCAAUGCAGUUUGACACCACUUUAAUUGCCAUGGCUUAAUGCUAUACGGAAUGACGAGAGUUGCAGUUUUGCAAAGCAUUGAAUCCUCCCCAAACGGCAACUCCCAGGAUCCCAUAGCAUUGAACCAUAGCCAUCAAAACUGGUGCCAAACCACAUUCAUCCCACAGUGUAGACGCACCAAAAGAGAGAAGGGGUGGCCUUUUGCUCCCCAGCCCACCAAGUCAGGCUCCGUGGUCUCUUUUUGUAAACGUGGUUCCUUUGUACUGUUCCUUGAGAAAACCUUGGCUUCCUCCAUCCACUCUGUGACGUUUUCUGUGUUUUUGUCAGAUAAAUUAUUCUAGUUUAUUAAUCCAACGGAUGGUUAAAAUGAUGAUGAUGAUAAUAAUAAAAAAAGGAAAACCAAA